CUAAUGGCCGCCUCCUGAAAAGGAUUGCGAGAGGAUACGUUGCACAGAUUCAUACCGUUGUCCUGGCGUGAUAAAAUAAUAUAAGGACUAGUAAAGUAGAUGUCCAGGAUGCUACGUAAUGUGGUGAAGUGUGUGAUGGUGUUGGCAUCAAGUGCUGUUGUCCUACCCUACACCAUUUCUCUCCUGUGUAAUAUUCUCAAUGGAUGGCCACAAACCAGACACAAGUUCCGAAGAGCCUUCCAUCCUAAAAAAGUGUAUGCAUUGAACUACGCUGUGCUUCAAAAACUUGUAGUUACAUUACGCUACUUUCCUCGUUACAUACAAUGGAAGAUGUUUUACAGCUCAGCAGAUUUAUCUAAAAUACAUAAGAACUUUGUAUUUGGAAGAAACAACCGUAACCUAGAUUUGUACCUGCCUGGUAUGAGAGGACUACAGCCUGCUAGACCCCACCCCGUCCUUGUGUUUGUGUAUGGAGGAGCGUGGAGCUCGGGAGACAAGAAUAUGUAUGGUUUGGUGUGUUCCGAGCUUGCCAAUAGACUCCAGGUUUUGGUGUGUUGUCCUAACUACUCUAUCUACCCUCAGGGCUAUGUGGAUGAUAUGGUUCAGGAUGUGGUGGACUGUGUGUCAUGGGCAUACCAGAACAUAGAGAUGUAUGGAGGAGACAAGGAUAGAAUCAUGCUGGUUGGACAUUCUGCCGGGGCACACCUCUCUAUGAUGGCUGUGCUAGAGCUUCUUCAUGAUGAGCUGAUACAGGGGGGCACCACCCAGUCCCAACUCAUGCUGCAGGAGAGUCUAAGGUUCCAGGACACACACUUUGAUGGCAAUAAGAGGAGCAGGAUUGACACUCUAGAUGAAAGUUCAGGCUCAUCAGGGUCAUUUUGUGUACUCAAUGAUAAUGGGGAAAGGGGGGGCCCACUGGAAUCAAGUGGUGCUACUAGUAUGUAUGAAAUGAUAUCAGUCAAAUCGGACCAGGGAGAUAAUGGAGAUAGCUCUGAACAGGGGUCUGCUGAUACAGGAAGCCAGUCCAAGGAUGAUGAUGAUGACAGAGACGAGGCACCAGACAAUCAAGGGGGUGCCAUGGACAGACAGGUUAGCCAGGAUACUUCUGAGGUCACAGAGGUCAGAGUGGAGGUCACAGAAGUCAGUGGGGAGGAGGUCACAGAAGUCAAAGAAGAGGUCCGAGGUGUCGGGGAACAAAUGGAAGAAGAGGAGGAACACAGUGAGAAUGAAUCGAUAGUGACAAUCAGACCCCGGGAGUUGGAAGGUCAUCCAACUUUAUUGGAGAUGGGAAAGUCCAUUAAAGCUGUAGUGGGACUUGCUGGUGUUUAUGAUAUAAGUGACCAUUUUGAACAUGAGUAUAUGCGAGGUGUGGAGGAUGUGUCCAAAAUGACCAGAGCUAUGUAUGGAGAUGAGCACUUUGACCGUUUCUCCCCUUCCUCCCUGGUCAGGACCCUGUCCAGCAGUGUCAAUUUACCCCCUGUAGUUCUUAUCCAUGGUACAGAGGACUAUGUUGUUCCCUUGUCGUCUACGACCAAGCUAGCAGAGGCGAUAAAGGAGAUUUACGGCGAUGUGACAGUCAGAAUUAUACCAGGCUGUGACCACUUCAGUGUUUGCCUCGACAUCAUGAACUCAAAGAGUAAAUAUUAUGAGAGUGUGCUUGGUGUGAUCUUAGAGACUGCUGCCAAAGUGCUAAAAUAAGAAUCAUUAGUCUUUAUUAGAAAAAUUAUCACGUUGUCUUUCAAAUUUCCUGCAUAUAUGAUGCUGUAUUUUGAUGAUGUUAGGUUGAGACAUUGUUUUAUGUACACGUAUAUCAUUUGACUGUGUAAUGUUGUACCUGUGUUUUAUAUGUUCAGAUACCUGUAUGUGCUAGACACAUACUGGGCAUGAAUGGGUACCUUACACUGUCAGGUCAGAGUUGCUGACUGAACUCUACACAAGAGUAUGUUAGAGUGGUAGUAUCAAAUAUGUAGGGUGAACUAUAAACAGGGAUUGUGGAGAUAGAUUUAACUUGACCUACAUAUUAUGCUUUCUUUAUGAUGAGUGAAUAUCAGAGGCCUGUGUCAAAGUAAUACAUGUGUCUUUGAAUCAGUGUAAUACCUAUAUCAGUGUAAUACCUGUGCUAUACCUGUGUUAUACCUGUUUCAGUGUUAUACCUGUAUGGGUGUAAUACAUGUAAAGGUGUAAUACCUGUAUCAGUGUUAUACCUGUAAAGGUGUAAUACCUGUAUCAGUGUUAUACCUGUAAAGGUAUAAUACCUGUAUCAGUGUUAUA
Molecule: messenger RNA, 2271 nt
Organism: Mizuhopecten yessoensis (Yesso scallop)
Lineage: Eukaryota; Metazoa; Mollusca; Bivalvia; Pectinida; Pectinidae
Product: probable isoprenylcysteine alpha-carbonyl methylesterase ICME
Exons: 7
Coding region: 100-1698 (532 amino acids)
Biological process (GO): proteolysis
Molecular function (GO): serine-type peptidase activity
Source: RefSeq, a predicted model, not a curated record